CCAGAAUCUGUUGGAAUUUAUUCAUUUCUUGGAGUGCGUGAAUUAAUUUGUUUAGCGAAGCAACCACUUCAGUGUCAUCUUUAAAAUAUAUACUUAAAUCCCAUAAAGUGUUUGUAAACCCACUAAAAACAAAGAAAAAUAAAGAAACCCAGUUUGAUAAUGGUCGAAUACAUCUGAAACAUGUCAACAACGACAACGUACCUUUGAUGUUGUACAAAAGUUUUACCCGAUUCAAUCAUUUGACUACAUUGUUUUAAAACUUUAUCUAAUUUUUGUUCUAAUUGAUCGAUAUCACUUUCAACUUCCUCCAAUUUAGUUCUUAAAAAUACAAACAAACAUAACCUAUAAUAAUACAAUGGUUGCUGAAAAACCUGCGGGAACAAGUAGUAACAAUCCAUUAGAACAAUUUGUGUUGCUAGCGAAAUCAGCAAAAGGUGCAGCAUGUGUGGAAUUGAUUAAACAAGUUUUAGAAGCACCUGGUGUUCAUGUAUUUGGUGAACUUUUGGAUAUGCCAAAUAUUGCUGAGUUACAAAAUGGCCCAAAUAGUAUUUAUUUCGAUACAUUAAAUUUAUUUGCAUAUGGAACUUAUAAAGAAUAUUUAGCAAGUAAAGAUAAACUUUUGGAAUUAACACCGGUCCAGAUUAAAAAGUUACAACAUUUAACAAUUGUAACGUUAGCGACUAAAAACAAAUGUAUCCCAUAUUCGUUACUCCUUAAAGAAUUGGAUAUUAAGAAUGUACGAGACUUAGAAGAUUUAAUUAUUGAAGCCAUUUAUGCUGAUAUUAUUCAUGGAAAAUUAGAUCAAAAAAAUAGUCAAUUAGAAGUUGAUUAUGCAAUUGGUAGAGAUAUUCGUCCAGCUGAUGUUGGCAUCAUAAUAUCAACAUUACAAGAAUGGUGUGAUUCAUGCGAAGCGGUUUUAUCGUGCGUUGAAACUCAAAUACAUCGUGCUAAUGCUGAGAAAAAUCGUAAAAAUAAACAUAAAGAAGCUAUCGAACUUGAAAUUCAAAAUAUCAAAAAAAGUUUAAAAACUCAACAAGCCCAACAACAGGCUGCUAUGGAUUCAGAUGAAGCAAUGGCUGUUGAUCCACCGGAAAUAGGGUUUGACAAGGGUAAGAAACCAGCUAAGAGUAAGGGCAGAGGCAGUGAAUAAGAAUUUUUUUACGCAAGUCUAUUUAAAAGUGUUUUAUUUAAUUUGUAAAAUGUUUUGAGCGUUAGGCUUUGGUAAGUAAGUGUUACUGUUAGUUAAAAAGACCUAAACUUUCUGGGCGAUGACGAGUGAAA
Molecule: messenger RNA, 1281 nt
Organism: Chrysoperla carnea
Lineage: Eukaryota; Metazoa; Arthropoda; Insecta; Neuroptera; Chrysopidae
Gene: CSN7
Product: COP9 signalosome complex subunit 7b
Exons: 7
Coding region: 356-1150 (264 amino acids)
Biological process (GO): COP9 signalosome assembly
Cellular component (GO): COP9 signalosome
Source: RefSeq, a predicted model, not a curated record